GAUGCUUUAGCAUAUGACGGCUGUUAGAAUCGGAGGGGGCGGGGUGCAGCAGGAGAGAGCAGAGAUGUUUGGAGGGUUUUUUUUAAAAUAUAAAAUUAUUUAUUUAAAUAAAAAUGGCCGCCGUGGAGAGCGGAGAGGAGAGACUUGAGGAGGGUCGGGAGGGUGAGGAAGGAACUGUUCACCCUCAGCACCCUGCCAGCGAGAAAGAAAGAUCCCAAGGUAAGACCAAAAAGGCCCGCAGGGAGCGCCGUCAUGCUGAGCGUGGAGAAGGGCCCACACCUCCAACAACCAGCCGGACACAGACAGCGGUGGAGUCACAGACUCAGGUGUCAGAACCAGUGGCAGGUCCCUCAGAACCUGAGUCAGCACUGGAGUCAGAGCCGGCAGCUGGUUCUGCAGGUUCUCUUAGACAGCGGCGCUCCGUCAUCCGUGACCGUGGGCCACUGUAUGAUGACCCAUCACUCCCUGAAGGUUGGACUCGAAAGCUCAAACAGAGGAAGUCGGGGCGCUCAGCAGGGAAGUUUGAUGUCUACUUGAUCAACUCAGAGGGGAAGGCAUUUCGUUCCAAGGUCGAACUUAUUGCCUACUUUCAGAAGGUUGGUGACACAACCACUGACCCAAAUGAUUUUGACUUCACUGUCACGGGACGGGGAAGCCCAUCACGGCGUGAGAAACGGCCUCCUAAGAAACCAAAGGUGGUGAAACCAUCAGGACGAGGUCGUGGGCGUCCCAAAGGCAGUGGAAAGGUGAGGCAGGCUACAGAGGGCGUGGCCAUGAAGCGUGUGGUUGAAAAAACUCCGGGCAAACUGCUGGUCAAGAUGCCCUUCAGCAAAACCGACUCGUCCAUUGGCACAACCUCUGCUGCCUUGAAGGCAGUUUCUCCUGCUCUGAAAUCCCGUCCUGGGAGAAAGAGAAAAUCUGAACAAGAACUUCCAGCACCACCACAGACAGCCCCCAAGAAACGGGGCAGAAAAGCAGCCUCAACUUCAGCAGCAUUAUCAGCUCCUACAGCAUCCACAUCGGCAGCAUCAACUGCUGGUAGUGCAGCAGCUGGAAGCUAUGCCACAGCUGCCCUCUUAGCUGCCGAAGCCAAACGGAGAGCAGCCAAGGAGUCUUCCACAAAACCUGUUGUCCAAGAAACAGCCCUGCCAAUCAAGAAACGUAAAACGAGAGAGACAGUGGAGGAGAAAGAGAGCAUUCACAUGCCAACAACUACAUCAAUGGAGACAGGAAGGUGGGCUACUACAGAGAAGGAAGGAGGUGCUGGGGAUGGAACCUUAGAUCCUCAGCCCACUCCGUCUGGAGACACCCAGUCACAGUCACAGAAGCAGCCCACUGCUUCAGAUGAAGGUCAUUCACAUGGACCUAAGACACAUAAAGGAAGGAAGCACAAAGAGAAAAGUGAAGUAGUGGCAGGUGACGGAGGCAGCAAAGGACAGGGAGCAGGUGAAGAUGCAGGUGAUAAGGGAGGACAGGGUGCAGGAGGAAGGAGUAGCAGCAGCAGCAGCAGUAGCAUUAGCCCCUCAAAAAGUUACAAAAGAAAAGACAGACCACCUCACAAGCACCACCACCAUCAUCACCACCAUCAUCAUCACCGUCGUCACCAACAGUCCUCUGCCUCCACACUGGCUCAGGGUCCUGCCCAUCUAGCUCCCUCCAACCAGCCCAGGCUUGAAGUUGAGCACCAGGCUGUGCCUCAGCCUACGCAACAAACACCUUCUAGACCACAGUCCAAGCCAGCACUUCAGUCUGUAUCUGAACCCCAGCAUCCUCCCCCUCAACCACAUCACCAACAACAUUCUCCUGGUCAGCCCCCAGCUCAGCCUCGAUACCCCACAUCCCAGUCAUCUCCUACCAGGCAUUUUCUGUCCCAGCCACGGCCUCAACACCCCCCUCCCCAAACCCACAGUCUGCCCCAGGCCUUCACCCAAAAGGCCCAGUUGCAGCCUAUCCACUCCGAAGCACAGCAUCAAACCCAGCCACAAGCUCUGCAUGCCCCUCAGUCUUCUUUGAUUCUACACAUUCAGCCACCUCAAACAAGGCAUGCACAUCCUUCGACUCAGUCGUCUACAGUGCUCCAUCCUCAAACCCACCCCAGGCACCCGUCACAGCUGCAAACCCAGCUCAAACAGCAAUGUCCUUCACAGCCUCAUCUCGCACAACACGACAGGCCAACGCAACCACAGAUGCAGUCCCAGGUCAGGAUCCUAACCCAACCUCAGUCUCAUGUUCAGCCCAGAAUCCCAUCUCAAACAUACCCUCAACAGCAGUCCAGAAGCCAUGGACAACCUCAGACCAGGCACCAAGUACAGACCCCAUCACAGACAAGGCCCAGUUUGCAGCACCAUGUGCAGACUCAAUACAGACCACAAUCCGGACAGUCUUUAUCCCAGCCCAGGCCUCCUCAGUCUCAACUACAAUCCCAAGCACAACAAUACCUCCACCAGAUUCAAACACAGCAACGACCCCUGUCCCAGGCUCCCUCUCAGCUCACCAGGCCCCAUAUGCAGCACCACUCAUUCCAACGACCAUCUCCCAGCCUAACCAGAACCAACCUGGCCUCUACUCAACAAAAUCAGAGUGAACAGCCCCAAGAUCUAAGCACCACACGGCCUAGUCGAGCAAGCUUGCUGCCGAACCGAGAAGUUGGUGUGGAAUGUAUCGUAAUGGAAGGAAGAGGGGAGCCCACCAUGACAUCAGAGAACAGAGAGGUUUUAGGAGGAGAAAGAAGCUCAAACAGCACCUCAAGGCCUCCCAGCUCUGUGCCUCCUGAACCUCCUGGAGUAGCUGGGAGCGGGAUUGGUGCUGUGACUGGAUCAGAGGGCAGGCCCAGGCAUAGGGCAGAGCCAGAGGCAGCAAGUGAGGGCAGGGAGCUCAGAGACAUCGUUCCCCAGUCCUCUGUCCCGUGCCCCAGCCGAGAGGAAACCGUAGAGUCACGGACUGUUGUUAGUGAAAGAGUCAGUUGAUUGGGUGAAUCAGGAACCAGCUACUGAUUGGUGGAUGGAAGGUCAGGAGAACGAGCUGUCCAUAGAGAUAUCACCUUUUUACAGUGUUUUAGAUAGAAGAAUAGUCAGGGUGAUAGUCACACAGAACUUCUUGGACUGUUGCAACAUCUACUUUGUCUGACUCUGUCUGGACACUUUAUAAGGUUCUGGAUUUGAUAACUGACCCGGGCAGCGAGAGAGGAGAAUGCGUAUUGUCUUUUUCUAGGAAAAACAAAUGAAAAGGAAAAUCUGAUUAAAAAGUGUGUGUACAUAUAAUCAAAAGGCAGCUGUUGUGUCCCGCUAGUCUCCGUGGCGAGGGAGGGGUAGGUCGGAACUAAAACCAACGCUUAACACAUUACUCGGAACGAAACGCUGCUUCCGGAAUAUAACCUGUUUUUUUAUUUGGUAUUUUGAUAGUUUAUUGUUUUGUCUCUGUUAUCCAGCUUUAAACUCUGAUAUUAUUGACUAAAGGUCCCUGACCCAUUGUCUUGCUGCUGACUGAAGGUCCCUUAUUUCAUGUCCCUAUUAAUUAUUACUAAAGGUCCUCCUAUUGACUGAUCCUUGAUCAAAAGCCUCAGAGAUGACGUUGGGCGGUGGUUUUCACCUUAAUCAGUUUUCUUACUUCCCCUUCCCACCCACAGUAAAUACUAAAGGGGUGGUGAUGUCUAGCAUGCCCCUCUAAAGGUAGCCAAUCUGGUAUCUUUAUCUUCAGAUUCCUUCUAGUUUAGAAGUUUGAAACAUUUGCGUCGCUUAAACUCUUGAUUUGUUUUAUUAGACACUGCAACAGCAUCAAAAACAAACCAGUUCAUUGAAGAAAAACUUAAGGGUUCAGACAGUUGUUCUUCCAGCUUAGAGAUUCUUCCACAAUAGUCUUCAUUUGCUCUGUUUGUUUUGGGAUCAUUUUGUUUCCAAAAGAAGUGCAUUUAAUGUCAAACCAAACCCACUUCUACAGUAGCUUUAUUUUAGUUUUUAAUGUUAAUGACAGAGUGUGGCAAUUGACUCAGUUUUAUUGUGUCUUCAUGUUGAAUGUCUGGAACAGUUUGCACUUCUCCAGUUUGUACAAUCAACCGCCUGCAUGUCACUCAGAGACCCUGCAGGCCUCAACUCGAGGCACAUGUAUGCACAGGAGUAAAACCCUGAAGCAGAUUUAGUUCAGCUUCAUGUGGACUCAAUGUGUUACAAACUACACAGUUAGUGCAGGUUUGGGAGGAGGGAUUCUCGCAUGCAGAACCUUCAGAGAUUCUGUGAAAUGUAGCAAACAACCCAGUUGUAGAAUCAUGUCUGGUGACACAGGUUCUGACAGAGGAAUUAAUUCACGAUAUGUGUACUUGACUGAUCGAUAGAAAUGCUCCUACCCUCGUUAAAGCUAACAUCCACUGUUCAUGCUUUGAAGACAGCUGUGGCCAGAAACACUAAAGCAGAGAAGUACACGAUAACAACAAUCAGAUCCCCUCAGGUUACAGAUUCCUGUGAGAAUAUUUUAUCUCUCACCAAUGACUCAGUGGUGCCACCUAGUUCCAGGAGCCAAAUAUCAGAGAUGGCAUGCAGACAACUGAAAACUAGAUUAGAUUAGAUUAGAUUAGAUUAGAUUAGAUUAGAUUAGAUUAGAUUAGAUUAGAUUAGAUUAGAUUAGAUUAGAUUAGAUUAAAAAAAACUAUUUGUGCUGCAAUAGGGGAAUUGCCAUAAAUAUUGUUAUGAUACUGUCCUCCUAAAUGGAUGGGUGUGGUUGCUGGGACUAACUGGGCAAGAGGUAGAGUAGUCGCCCACCAAUCAUAGAAAAAUCCAGAAACAAGCCAAAGUGUCUUUGGGUAGACAGUGAACCCCAGGUUGCCCCUGCUGUGUAAAGAAAUGCAGUGUCAAAGCGCUCUGAGUCCUAGAUAAGUAGAUAAGGUAGAAAAGCUGUGCAAGCAUUCACCAUUUAACCAGAACUAAACUGGCUAAAGUUGUGUGUGGCAUGAAAUCUGCAGCUUGAACUCAGUGAUUGGCUGUUUGUCAAUGAAAUGCAUCCUGGGAGUCGUGGUUAUAAUGUGCUUUAGUUUUUCUGUCCACAGAUAUGUCAUAGUUUUUACUAUAUUCUGCAUGUCUGAAUCUCUCCCAGGACCAACAUGGGGCUCUGUUCAAACCAGAGGCGGAAGUAAAUAGGUACUGUCUGAAGCAGCACUAGGCCGAAGGAUCAUGAGUUUUAACGCAGUGACGAGUACUUUGUUGUGCACUAAAUGCCAUUAAUAACAUGAAUGUAUAGUCCAGAUGUUCCACGUGUGCCUCAUCAGCUUAUUUGAUGAACAAAACCAGGUUUAAAACUGGAUUUCUGUAUAUUUACAGUAAAAAGUCAUCAGGGUUAACAAACAGAACUUUUAGUUAAAACCCAGAAAAAUUCAGUUUUACUGCUGUGGAACAAAAGCAGCAACAACACACAUCAAAACAGAACAUGGAAUUAUUUCUUGAGAGUUCUGCUUGAGUGAAGGUACUCUGUUACACUCCACCUCUGGUUCUCAUGUAUCUCUGGAGGAGCCUCAGUGUUAAUGUUCUGAUUCCGGCCCAAUGUUCUGAUACCCACCUGAGGCUGACAUAGCUCCUCUGCAUCCAUGGCGCCUCCGUCUGCAGACAUGAAGCGUCCCUCUGCGAGCGGGACCCGACCCUGCACCAACUACAGUAACCAGCCACCAUACUGCAUGUUCCAGAGUUUAGUGCCUAUAAUAUUGUGCGUCUUGCCAGAAGCCACCAUGUCCGCCCAGCCAUGUUGUGUUUCUAGACUUAGUAGUGAUGUGUGUGGUGACUUCAUAGUUGCUAAUAUUGAGGAUGAAUAUUCUGCUUUUUCUCUGGUCGGAAUUCAAAUGAAACUUCAAUACACUGUCGCUGUAGACAACUAGUUUUUACCUGUUUUCUUAUUUUUCUUUCUAACUAAAAGCGUUUGUUGUCCCCUUCC
Messenger RNA from Betta splendens (Siamese fighting fish), 5910 nucleotides. It is a transcript of the gene mecp2, whose product is annotated as methyl CpG binding protein 2. Gene Ontology annotation, biological process: negative regulation of transcription by RNA polymerase II. Lineage: Eukaryota; Metazoa; Chordata; Actinopteri; Anabantiformes; Osphronemidae. The transcript has 6 exons. The record is from RefSeq and is a predicted model, not a curated record. The coding region runs from base 114 to 2966 and encodes 950 amino acids. Gene Ontology annotation, cellular component: nucleus; heterochromatin. Gene Ontology annotation, molecular function: chromatin binding; methyl-CpG binding; double-stranded methylated DNA binding.